Molecule: messenger RNA, 663 nt
Organism: Aplysia californica (California sea hare)
Lineage: Eukaryota; Metazoa; Mollusca; Gastropoda; Aplysiida; Aplysiidae
Exons: 4
Coding region: 1-663 (220 amino acids)
Source: RefSeq, a predicted model, not a curated record
AUGCUUCGUGAUUCCGUGAUCCAGGGAAGUCUCAUCAGAAACGUGCUGACCCUCACAGUAGGCUGGGACCCCUACAGCGCCUCCUCACGGACUGUUGUGUCCAACUAUGUCGUCAUCCCUGAGCCCAAGAUCACAGUGCGGGCUCUGACCCCGCUCACUCAGCCGAUCAUGGGCAUAUUCAAGACCCACGUGAUCCACGAGUCUUCUCGACAGUUCUUGCAGGCCAAGGUCGAAUGCUUGACUCCCUAUGAGAACGUGUCCAACGAGGUCAUGCUCACUGUACAGCUCAUGGAGGUGUCUCUGACCAACACAGAGGGUAUAUCAGAAGAAACUCGUGAGUUACUGGAAGACUGGAAGGGAGCACUCACUUCGACGUUAGGCUCAUACCAGAACAACAAAGCCAUUCUCCAGUUGCCAAGGAUACCGCUAGACUCGGCCAGACACGACAACAUGACAGUAACGAGCACAUUCAGAGUGAGGGUGGAGGACUACAGCGACCUGAAGGACGGUGCGAUGUACGAAGUCAAGCUGGCCACUUCCUUCCGUGACGUCAUCUUGUGGGCGGGGCUAAUCCCUGUGACGCUGGACGCCCCAGAUGUUCGGAUGCCUGAUCUAUGGGUAUCCAUGAGCCAGGCAGCUCUCUGUUCCUAUGACGCCCGGUGA